Tyto alba (common barn owl) is the source of this 3605-nucleotide messenger RNA. It is a transcript of the gene CUEDC1, whose product is annotated as CUE domain containing 1. The record is from RefSeq and is a predicted model, not a curated record. Bases 1778 to 2902 code for a protein of 374 amino acids. The transcript has 11 exons. Lineage: Eukaryota; Metazoa; Chordata; Aves; Strigiformes; Tytonidae. Gene Ontology annotation, molecular function: ubiquitin binding.
CGGGGUGGUGGGGUAGGAGCGGGCUGCCGGCAGCGUAACCCUCCUCCGGAGCGCGGCGGUGCGUGGGCAAGGUUUGGGGGUUUUUUUAGGGUUGGGGUUUGGGGUUUGGGUGGCUUCCCCACUGCGGGAUGUCACCCUCUUCCCCUCGCCCCCGGUUCGUGGGGCGACGCGCUUUACGCCUCUCUGCCGCCGUGGGAGCCGCGGCAGGGCCCUGGCUCGCCCAAAGCGGGUUCCUUGGUGGUCACCUCUUGGGCUCGGGGUGACUUGGGGAGCCCCGGGCAGGUGCCCAGUCGCUUCUCCCCGUGAGGAUGGAGGGCAGCGGCCCGUCAGGCUGCUCCCCGCCUGGGGUCCCCAACCGGCGCUGAAAUUACCGGCAAAGGGCGAUGGAGGAGAGCUGCCUCGCCGGUGGAAGCCCCUGCUCAGAGCAAGUGCUCUCAUGCACUCUCUCUUUCGUCAGGCGGGUUGGAAAGUCUCCCUUUUAUUAGCUUUUUUUUUAAAAAAGCAGCGGAAUCGCACCUCCUCCUCACACCUCCUGCUGCUGCCGCCACCGACAACAAACAUGGGGGACGGAGCAGUGAGGAUAUCUGCGGGGGAAAGCUGCCAUCCUGGGCUGACCCCUGAGGCUGGGGCUUGGCCGGCGGGGCUGCCCCAUGGCUGGGGGAACCGUGGCUCUCCUCACCUCCUCCUCUUCCUUCAUCUCUAACGAUGCGGGUUGAAGCGGCAUCUGCUCCUCUGCGAAGGUUUUUGAUGAGUUUCACGAAGAUUUUUCCCACGGAAGCGUCCGGCCGGAGCCCGGCACCUGGGGCAGCGAGACCCCGGGGGAGCUGUGCACGUCUGGGAGGGGAGAUGGGCCGGCGCUGGGGCUGGAGGAAAGCUUUUGGCAGCCCUCACGGCAGAGGACACCCAGCUCGUCGCCAGCUCGCUGUCCUUUUCUCAUCGCUCCCUGUCACUGUGUGCCCCGCUCCUGUGGCCUUCCUCGCCACGACGUCGGACCACCCCCGGCCGUGCCUGUCUCUGCCGUGGUGAGGAUGCGCCUGAUGCCGGCAGAGCCUCUCACACCGAUCCCUGUGUGCCCGCAGCCCCUUCCCGAUGCUGGAGCCUCUAAUUGCCAAAAGUGUUUCCUCCAAAGACAGGCCAAAGGCGCCCCAUCCUCUUCCCAGCCACAAAGUUCCCAGGGAAGUUUUGAUUUUUUCAGCGUUUUGUUAAAAAAGAGCUUUCAAAUUAAAAAAAAAAAAAAAAAAAAAAAAAAGCCUAACAAAACAGCGUCUUAACCUGCGCACCAACACUUCACCUCUUCCCAAGACCGGAUCCGUGGCGUGGCUGAGUGGGCUUUGCCGUUGUGGCGGCGUGGGCACUGUGGUUCCCCCUCCGCUCCGGGCUGAUAAGAGCGCGUGGGGAGCGAGCAGGGCUUCCCAGUGCGAUAGCGAGCGCUCGGUACUUAUCUGCCUGCACAAACAUCCUCUGCGGGGGCGAAGAUAACGGGGGAUGCAGCGUGCUGCGGACGCUGGCGUUCGGAGGGGAUGGCCGGGAGAGGAGCUGGAGGGUCACCCGUGGCCGGUGUCUGUGCCGUGAGGGUGGGAGGAUGCUGCAGCGCGCUGGGGGCUGACGCGCGGUGAGCGGGACAACCCCCCCCCCUCCCGCCGCCCCCCAACUUCCCACCGGCGCCCGCCCAUGCUCCCCGCCGGCUGUGGGGGCAGUGCCCCGUGACCAGUGGGCGACUGGCACCCGCCUCGCCGCAGCCGGGACCGCGGCCCCCCCCCUGCCCAGCCGCCCCGCCAUGACGAGCCUCUUCCGUCGGAGCAGCAGCAACGGCAGCUCGCGCGGCGGCUCCUCCGCCCAGGAGCUCAACAACAGCCGCCCCGCCAGGCAGGUCCGCCGGCUGGAAUUCAACCAGGCCAUGGAGGACUUCAAGACCAUGUUCCCCAACAUGGACUACGACAUCAUCGAGUGCGUCUUGAGGGCCAACAACGGCGCUGUGGACGCCACCAUCGACCAGCUCCUGCAGAUGAACCUGGACAGCAGCGGCUGCGAUGACAGCUCGGACUCGGAGGACAGCAUCCCCCCCGAGAUCUUAGAGCGGACCCUGGAGCCCGACAGCUCGGAUGAGGAGCCCCCUCCCGUCUACUCCCCUCCCGCCUACGAGAGCCAGGAGUUUGGCAGCCGGUACCCCCGCGCGCCGCCCACCCCGCCACCCAGGACCGACGUGCCGGGGCCCGGCGGCACCCCAGCGCCCGGGCGCUACAGGAACUGGAACCCGCCGCUCCUGGGCAACCUCCCCGAGGAUUUCCUCCGCAUCCUGCCCCAGCAGACCGCUGGCACACAGGGCUCCCACGGGUGCCGGCAGCCCGUGCCAAGGGGGCUCGCCCCGCGGGGCCAGGGCUCCCUGGAGCAGGAGCGGCGGUGGAAGCAGUACCUGGAGGACGAGCGGAUCGCGCUCUUCCUGCAGAACGAAGAGUUCAUGAAGGAGCUCCAGAGGAACCGGGAUUUCCUCCUCGCCCUGGAGAGAGAUCGAUUGAAAUACGAGUCAAAAAAAUCCAGGUCGACCAGUGCUGCUGUCAGCAACGAGUUUGGUUUCUCCUCCGUAAUAUCAGGUGACGUAGCCCCCUCUGUACCCAGCGAGGCCGGCGGCGCCGUGUCCGACGAUGCCUUAUUCAGAGACAAAUUGAAACACAUGGGAAAAUCCACGCGCAAGAAGCUGUUUGAACUUGCCAGAGCCUUCUCCGAGAAGACGAAGAUGAGGAAAUCGAAAAGAAAACACUUGUUGAAACACCAAGUGCUGGGGACGGCGGCUUCCACGGCGAAUCUUCUCGACGAUGUCGAAGGACAUUCGUGCGAUGAAGACUUCCAAGCGCGGAGGCAGCAGCUCCGGGAGGAGGAGGAGACACCAAAGGAAGGGCAGUAAACGGUGAGAGGCAGGUCCCAGCGCUGGGGUUUAUUGCUGGCACAGAACGUGCACAAGGCUUCACGAGAAGAUGGCUGAAAAAGGAAAAAAAAAAACACCCAACAAAUAACGCAGUUUUUUUGGCUGUUUCCCCUCUGCUGUUGUACUCCUCUGAAGUACAAGUAUUGAAGUGAGGCACAAUGUUUUCUUACCAGCGGUUUGAAAACAACUUCUAUCUAGCAAAUCAGCCAAAAAGAAAAAAAAAAAGAAAAAAAAAAAAAAAGGAAAAAAAAAAAAAAAAAGAGCAGCUGAUGUGAGCUGCUGUGGAGGAGCCAGUGGAGCUCAGACUUGGGAGGAGCAGCGUCCCGCCUGCCCUCUCGGUCCGAGCGGCGUCGCAGGAGGAAUGAAAAUCAGUUGUACUAACGAGGAUGCAUUCACGUGUGGGAUCUGCUUGGCCAGGGCGCUCCGGAACGUAUCUCUGUAGCGAUCUGAUGUAACUUUACUCUGCGCACACAGGAAAAAAAAAACAAACAAACAAACAAACAAACAAAAACACAUGAGAGAGAGAACCUAACAGCUGUUGUCUACUAUUGCUAGGAGUAAUGAGCAGAGAUUCCGAUCAGGUAAUAGUCAAAUAAUAUAAAUUGUUUAUAAAAGGAAAGGCCUUCUUUUCAUAGGCGUUUCACUUUGAAUUAAACCUUUGCCUUCGGCAUUGCUAAAACUG